CCCGGAUUCGCUUAGCAGCAAUCCGCACCUUACCGGAUCGGGCGGGUGCAACCACAAACGUCGCCUCCAUCCACCGUCUGGCAACCCCCUUCACUCCAACCACUAUCCCAUCCCAUCCCCCGAAAAGGAGAGGUCAGAUCCCGUUCGUCGUCGAGGUUUCUGCCUGUGUCGACUCUCCCCCGCCCGUUCCGUCGGACCGAAUUGCUGCGAUAACAGAGAGCCUUCCCCGGAAGGCCCCGCAUAACACAGGCGUCAUGGCGGAGAUCCGCUCCAAGAACCUCUACGAGCUUCUUGGCAAUGACCCUGAACUCGACCCCAACAGAGCUCCUGAGCCUCCCACGAAGGCUGUAGACAGGCCCGCUCCCCGCGUUGGCAAGCGUGAUGCUCCCAAGGAGGUCACCAGCCAGCCCCGUGAGAACAACAACGCCCGCCGUGGUGGCCGUUUCACCGGCAACGAGGCCGCUUUCCGUGACCGCAACGCCGGCAGAACCAACAACCGUGAGAAGCCCACCGAGGAUGGCAAGGACGCCCAACGGCGUGGAUUCCGCGCCCGCGAGGACCGUGGUGAGCGUGUUCGCCACGACCGCCAGUCCCGCACCGGCCAGACCGACACCCGCAAGCAGGUGAAUCAGGGCUGGGGCAACCAGAGCGGCGAGAAGACCUUGGACGAUGAGAAGGCCGGUGAGAACAUUGCUCACAACGAGGAGAGUGAGCCCCAGACUCCCGCCGAGGAGGCCCAGGAGCCCGCCGACAAGUCCAAGUCUUACACCGACUACCUUGCCGAGAAGGCCGCCCAGGGUGACCUGAGCGCCAAGCCCGUCCGUUCCGCCAACGAGGGCAGCAAGCUCGACAAGAAGUGGGCUGCCGCCAAGGAGCUCAAGCGCACCGAGGAGGACGAGUACUUCAAGGGCAAGGAGGACAAGGCCAAGCGCGAGAAGCAGCGCAAGGAGAAGAACGUCCUCGAGGUCGACAUGCGCUUUGUCGAGGCUCCCCGUGGUGGUGCCAACGGUCCCCGUGGCCGUGGUGGCCGUGGUGGUCGUGGUGGCCGCGGUGGCCGUGGUGCUGGUCCCCGUACUGAGCGCCCCGCCGGCGCUGCCCCCGCCACCGCCGCCGUCUCCGUCGACGAGAAGAACUUCCCCAGCCUUGGCGGUAAAUAAAUGCAGCCAUGCCUGCCGCAUGAGCCAUCCUCUCCCCGUCCUCGCUAGCACUUAGGUAGUCGAAAUCAGGGAUCGAUGAGAUGAAAACGAAAAAGAAGUGUGUCUGAACCGGGGAACUCGGAAAGAGGGGAAAGAGGGAAAAACCGGGAACAAGAGAAAAAGAGACAGACCAAAAAAAAAUCCAAAGGUUAUGUGCAAAUGGCCUCCCACGCAAUCUAUCUAACUUAUGGUACGUACGGUAUGGAUGAUGAUGCCAGGAAAUACUCUUUUUUUUUUUCUUUCUUCCGUCUCUUCUCUUUUUCCGAUAUGCU
Messenger RNA from Aspergillus ibericus CBS 121593, 1468 nucleotides. RefSeq names its product putative telomere and ribosome associated protein Stm1 (gene stm1). Gene Ontology annotation, molecular function: RNA binding. The coding region runs from base 255 to 1157 and encodes 300 amino acids. Gene Ontology annotation, cellular component: cytoplasm; nucleus. The transcript has 5 exons. NCBI's taxonomy places the organism in Eukaryota, Fungi, Ascomycota, Eurotiomycetes, Eurotiales, Aspergillaceae. The record is from RefSeq and is a predicted model, not a curated record.